Messenger RNA from Symbiodinium sp. CCMP2456, 1758 nucleotides. NCBI's taxonomy places the organism in Eukaryota, Dinophyceae, Suessiales, Symbiodiniaceae. The record is from the annotation of a GenBank genome assembly.
AUGCCCACGUUUCCCAUGCGAGCUGAGAAGCUGCCGGAUCAGAGAUGGACUUCUCCAAGGGAGUGCUCGAAAGUCCUUGUCCAUCUCCGUCGAAAAAAGUGCUGGUCGGACGCAUUGCAUCUCUUCGAUCAAGCGCAGAAACGCACAGCUGAGCUGGACACAGUUUGCUACAAUGUAGUAUUGUCAAUUUUUCGGGACAUUCAAUGGUGGGAGCAAGCCCUUGUCACUUUUGAGCAGAUGCAGCAGAGCGGACCCUUGCCCAGUGUGGUCUCUUACAGUACAGCAGUCAGUGCGUGUGAAACCUCGACUUGCUGGCAAGUGGCCAUCGACCUUUUACAAAGUGCUUGCGAGAGACGGCAUGCCGCGGACACCAUACUGCUUUGUGCGGCAACCAGCGCCUGUGGUCGGGCACUGCAGUGGAAGCUUGCCUUACACCUGGCCGGAAGGACUGUUACUGCAUCGAAGCGGGACUUUGGCAUUGAUCCGAAAGCUGUAGCGACACUCAAUGCAGCCAUGACUGCCUUUGGUGACAAUUGGGAGAUGGCCUUGCAGCUUUUGGCCAGAAUCCAAUACUUGGGGAUGCAGCCUGACAUCAUAUCCUACGGUGCCACGAUGCAGAGUUGCGAUCGUGCUUCGCAGUGGAUGAAGGCCAAUGCAUUGCUUGCGACAGCCGUCAAGUCUGUUCGGCCAAGUGUUGUUGCCUUUGGGGCAGCUGCGAGCGCAUGUGCAAAGGGGCAGGUCUGGCACAAGGCAAUGGAAUUGCUGACAAGGUCACACCUUUCCGGUCUCGGAGAGGAGGCGCCACUUUGCGGAGCUGUCUUAUCCUCCUGCGAGAAAGCUGCAGCAUGGAGCAGGGCUUUGAAUCUCUUGUAUACGAGAGCCGAUGGUCCCCUUCGUCCGAACGUGCUGAUGUUCAGUGCCGUUAUCUCUGCUUGUGAAAAGGCCCAUCGGUGGCAAAUGGCCCUCUGGCUCUUGUCAAACAUGUGGGCAGCCGGACCUCGUCCGGACAUCGUGGCCGUAAAUGCAUGCCUUUCAGCCUGCGAGAAGUGUGGAAGAUGGGAGCAGGCGUUCGUACUCUGCGAAGAAGCCAGAGCGAGGCUCUUAUUCUUGAACACGAUCAGCUACAACUCGCUCCUGAGCGCAUUGGCUGUCGGGCAAAGUUGGCACACUUCGCGGGAGCUUCAUCUUGUCGAAGAGAUGAAGUCUGCUGCUGUAAUCCCUGACAUCAUCACUUACAAUUCGCUCAUGGCCGGGUGCACUCGCCGUAAAGACUGGGAACGCAUGCUGACCUAUUUUUUGGAGAUGCGGGAAACUGCACUGAAGCCCGAUCCGUUCAGCUACGGUGCAGCACUUGCUGUUUGUGAUCAGGCAGAAAACUGGCAGCUGGCGCUUGUGCUGCUGGCAUGGAUGCAGGUGGACGCGGUUCACAGCAACACGUGCAUUUGCAACUCAGCACUGGGUGCCUGCGCGAAGGCGGGCAAGUGGCAACUGUCCCUGCAGCUUCUGUCAGAGUUGAUGCACAUGGGGGCACAAGUGUGCCCUGACCAAGUGUCUUUCAACUGCGUUUUGAGGGCGUGCAGCUCUCGACACAUGUGGGAAGCUUCGCUUUUGGUCGCCGCGAAGAUGCAAGAGAUCGCGGAGCCAGAUCCGAAAUCCUUCAACGCUGUGUGUGAGGCGGCAGAGAUGGCAUUGCAGGUCAGGCGAGUGCCGGAGUUUCUUGCAGCAUGCAGCACAGAGGCCGUUCAGAUUCUGAUGUGA